CUGCCACGACAACCGACCCCGAGUCCGACCAAGACUGCAUUUCGCAAUGUCACGAGUACCUGCCGCCAAGAGACGACGAUUGUCUCCGCCAGAAGACGACGCUUCGUCUGCCUCGUCUUCGUCUUCUCCCCCGCCCGCUGAGAGCCACAAGGCAAGCUUCAUAAAGAAUGCCGCCAAGUGGGACCUCGAGCAGGACUACGAGACGCGGCCCCGCAAGCUGAAGAAGCAGAAGGAGAACAAGAAGCUGCCCAUCCGAACCACCGAGGGAUGGGUCGCCCACCCAACCGCCCUAGACGUGCAGGUUAAAGACGCCGACUCGGACAGUUUCCUGGGCUCGGGCAGUGAUGGCGAUGACGAGCCCGAGGAAGACAAGGCUGAGGAGGAAGAGCAGCCCAAGAUCCCCGCGCGGCAGCAGAUACUCGAGGCCAAGGAGGAGCUCGCGCGCAUAGCGGGCUUGGUCAACGAGGACCCGGAGGAGCACAUUGGCGCCCUCAAGGCCCUGGCUGACCUGGCCGAGAAGUCGGACAACACGACUGUCAAGAAGCUGGCCCUGGCUACCCAGGUCGCCAUCUUCAAGGACCUCAUCCCCGGCUACCGAAUCCGCCCACUCUCGGAAGAGGCCAUGCCGGAGAAGGUGUCGCGCGAGGUCAAGAAGCUGCGCAACUUUGAGCAGAAGCUGGUCUCGGGCUACCAGGCCUACGUCAAACACCUGGGGAAGCUGGCCAAGGCUAGCGGCUCCAACAACGAGCAGCUGGCGAGCCUGGCCACGGUCGCUGUGAGCUGCGCCUGCAACCUGCUGACGGCAGUGCCCCACUUCAACUUCCGCGGCGAGCUGCUGAAGAUUCUAGUUGGCAAGCUGAGCACCAGGCGCGCAGACGCCGACUUCCUCAGGUGCAGAGAGACGCUGGAGAAAUUGUUCGAGAACGACGAGGACGGCAACGUCUCGCUGGAAGCCGUCACCAUGUUGACCAAAAUGAUGAAGAGCAGAAACUACCACUUCGACGAGAGCGUCCUCAACACCUUCCUCCACCUCCGCUUGCUGUCCGAAUUCUCGCAAAAGGCUUCCUACCACUCCGUCGACAAGGCAGAGAACGAACCCCUCAGCGGCAAGAAGAUGAAGCAGAAGCGCGAGUUCCGAUCCAAAAAGACACGAAAAGACAUGAAAGAGAAGAAGGCAAUCGCAAAAGAAUUCAAAGAAGCAGACGCCGCCGUCAGCCAUGAAGAGCGCGACAGGAUGCAGGCCGAGACGCUGAAGAUGGUUUUUGUAGCCUACUUCCGCAUCCUCAAAGCGCGCUCACCAAAGCUCAUGGGCGCCGUCCUCGAGGGCCUCGCACGCUACGCCCACCUCAUCAACCAAGACUUCUUCGGCGACAUCCUAGAAGCCCUCCGCGACAUCAUCACCACCGCCGAAGUCUCCGCCGCAGCCCAAGUAUCCGAAGACGAAGACGGCUCCGGCGAAUCCGACGACGACGACGACGAAGCCCCAGAACGAAACCUGACCCGCGAAUCCCUCCUCUGCGUCAUAACCGCCUUCGCUCUCCUCGAAGGCCAGGACGCCGCAAAAGCAGCCUCAACCCUCAAACUAGACCUGAGCUUCUUCAUCACCCAUCUCUACCGCACCCUACACCCCGUCGCGCUAAACACCGACAUCGAACUCAGCGCAAAAUCCCUCCACCUCCCCGACCCCUCCGCCCCGACAGCCCCCCACCAAACCCCUCAAACCAACAAAAUCAACGUCCAAACCACAAUCGUCCUGCUCAUCCGCUCCCUGACCUCCGUCCUCCUCCCCGCCACCGCCUUGCGCGCCGUCCCGCCCCUCCGCGUCGCCGCCUUCGCUAAACAACUGCUCUCCAUCUCCCUGCAGCUGCCAGAGAAGAGCUGCACCGCUAUGCUGGGUCUUGUGAACCGCAUCGCGAGGUCGCACGGCAAGAAGAUCGCGCCGCUGUGGAAUACGGAGGAAAGGCGGGGAGACGGCGUCUUCGAUGCGCUGAAGGGCGAGAUCGAGGGGAGUAAUCCGUUUGCUGGGACGGUGUGGGAGGGCGAGCUGCUUAGGCAGCAUUUUAGUCCUACGGUUAGGGAGGCGGUGCUGGGGAUUGAGACGGGGGUUAGGGAGGCGGCGAGGUAGAUGUGUAAAUGGGGAUUUUUUUUGUGCGAGGGUGUGAGGUGAGGGGGUUGAUGGGUAGAUGGUAGAUGGAAAUGUCAUGUCAUGAUUGUAAAUGAUGCGCUAGUUGAUACUUGGUUUGUACAUGAACCCCCUCUGACUCCCAUAUCUUGCCUUUAAUCUCCAAUUUUGUCUUCUUCACCAUUUGGCAUCCCGUGCAUAACAAAACACCCUUCUCUGCAACGCAUUGUAUCAUUUUUUCUUUCGGGGUUAUAGCGUAUUCACACUUGUAGUACAAGCAGAUAGACGCAACACAGUAAAAAAUCUAG
This is a messenger RNA of Dothidotthia symphoricarpi CBS 119687, 2430 nucleotides long. RefSeq names its product nucleolar complex protein-like protein 3. Gene Ontology annotation, cellular component: nucleolus. Gene Ontology annotation, biological process: DNA replication initiation. Gene Ontology annotation, molecular function: chromatin binding. The record is from RefSeq and is a predicted model, not a curated record. The transcript has a single exon. Lineage: Eukaryota; Fungi; Ascomycota; Dothideomycetes; Pleosporales; Dothidotthiaceae. Bases 47 to 2125 code for a protein of 692 amino acids.